Molecule: messenger RNA, 1398 nt
Organism: Thlaspi arvense
Lineage: Eukaryota; Viridiplantae; Streptophyta; Magnoliopsida; Brassicales; Brassicaceae
Source: the annotation of a GenBank genome assembly
UUUAAAUCGAAUCGGGAUCAGACUAAAUCGGGUUAAACCGAAACAGAUUUGAAAAGGCUCUGUUUAUCUAAUUUUAACCAUAACCAUCUCUUCUCUUACAGAGAGACACACAUGCAACAUCACUCGAUCGACAACAUUUCGUCACCAUAAUUUAUCUCAAAUGGCUUCCAUGAAACUCGUUGUUCAUCUUCUCCGUCGCUAUAUCUCCAUCGCUAUAACUCUCUUCCAGAGACUCGUUUUGUGUUUAUUCGAUAAUUUAGAUUACCCGAUCCUAAUCAAGCUCGCCGACGCGUUGUUAUCAUUAUACUUCAUAAUUCUCUGCGAUCUGCGCCCAAUCACCGUCGAUUUAGACGAUGGAGAAACCACCGUACAUUUCUGGGUCUCCGGCCACCGCAAAAUCAGCCGGCCAGAUCUCGUCAUGCUACACGGCUACGGAGGAAAUUCGAAAUGGCAGUUUAUCCAUCAGGUUUCGGGUCUAUCGAAAUCGUUCAAUCUCUUCAUCCCGGACCUCGUUUUCUUCGGGAGAUCGUACUCGAGAAACACCGACCGGAGCGUCGAGUUUCAGGCGAGGAGCAUCGUCGGGGGUCUGAAGAGGCUGGGCUGCGACGGAGGAGGCUUGGCGGUUUACUCGAUCAGUUACGGAGGAUUCGUGGCGUACCGGAUCGCGAAGAUCUGGCCGGAGAUGAUCGAUAGAUUGGUGAUCGUGAGCAGUGGAGUCGGGUUCACGCAACAGCAGAAGAUGACGGAGAUGAAAAAACACGGCGGAGAGGUAUCGGAUAUUCUUGUGCCGAGGAAUCCGAGAGAUCUCCGGCUGUUGGUUAGGGUUUCCAUGAAUACCGGUAUCGCGUUCCUUGACUGGAUUCCAGAUUUCAUCCUCUCCCAAUUCAUCGCUGCGAUGUAUGAUACAAAUCGGCAAGAACUUGUUGAGCUAGCCAAGAAUUUGCUGGAAAGAGAAGAAGAACCAGAGUUCUUUGCAAUAUCACAGAAAACGUUAAUCGUUUGGGGUGAUAAGGAUGAGGUCUUUCCCUUGGAGCAUGGAUAUCGUUUGCAAAGGCAUUUGCCAAACUCGAGUUUAGAGAUACUGAAGGAAAUAGGGCACGGUGUGAACAUUGAAGCACCAGCUACUCUUAACAAUUUGAUUAUCUCGUUUGUUUUAGGUGUUUCCUGACUUCUACUUCUGUGUGACUUUUUAACCAUAGUAGUAACUUAAUACACAAGUUGUCAAAGAAUAUUCUUUAUGCAAUAAUAGUAAAUUAGCUAUCUUAAUCUAAUGUAUUUCAUCUGGCGCGAAAUUAACGGUCAAAUCAUAACCGCAGAGAGAUUAUGAGAAACAUUAACAUGUCUCGGCGUCUCAUGUAUAAUUUUCCCAACAAACUGACUGAUUGGAAUGCAUUGGGU